UAUUGGUAAUGAUAAAAAUUGUAUAUUGAAAGUUGAAACGACGUUGUCGUUUUGUGAGUGUUGUUACUUGAUCCGUAAAACAAUUUAUUACUAAAAGUCGAUUCUUUUUUGAAUUUUCAAGUAUAGGCGUUUAGGUGAAGCUAUCAGUGCAUCGUUUUUAAUUUCAAGAGUAACAAUGUCCAACGAGAACUCAAAAAAUUUUUCUAAUUUGGAGACACCAGGGUAUGUUGGAUUUGCCAACUUACCCAACCAAGUCCACAGGAAGUCGGUGAAAAAGGGUUUUGAGUUCACUCUUAUGGUGGUUGGUGAAAGUGGUCUUGGGAAGUCCACACUUGUCAAUUCCCUUUUCCUGACUGAUCUGUACCCAGAACGAGUUAUUCCUGAUGCCAUCGAAAAAACUAAUCAAACAGUGAAAUUGGACGCUUCAACGGUGGAGAUAGAAGAGCGUGGUGUUAAAUUGCGUCUGACUGUUGUUGACACCCCCGGCUAUGGGGACGCCAUUGACAAUACAGACUGCUUCAGGUCUAUUAUACAGUAUAUAGAUGAGCAAUUCGAACGGUUCCUCCGAGACGAGAGCGGUCUCAAUCGUCGUAAUAUCGUCGACAACCGCAUACAUUGCUGCUUUUAUUUCAUAUCGCCGUUUGGACAUGGACUUAAACCUCUGGACAUCGAAUUCAUGAAACAGCUCCACAACAAGGUUAACAUAGUACCGGUCAUCGCCAAGGCUGAUUGUUUGACCAAGAAGGAAGUUCAGCGUCUGAAGUCUAGAGUUAUGGAAGAAAUUGAGAGAGAGGGAAUUAAGAUUUAUCCUUUACCAGAUUGUGAUAGCGACGAGGAUGAAGAUUAUAAGGAACAGGUCCGUCAGUUGAAAGAGGCGGUUCCAUUCGCUGUGUGUGGCGCCGGUCAACAACUGGAAGUGCGCGGUCGUCGCGUGCGUGGACGACUGUACCCUUGGGGAGUGGUCGAGGUCGAAAACCCGGAUCAUUGCGACUUCAUCAAGCUGAGGACCAUGCUUAUCACGCACAUGCAAGAUCUCCAGGAAGUUACUCAAGAGGUGCACUAUGAGAACUACCGUUCUGAAAGACUCGCUCGCAACGGACAAAUACCCAAGAGGCAUACAUCUACCGAGAGCGGUCUCAGUGAAGCUGACUCCGGUUUGACGAACGGAUCCAACGAGGAUGCUUCGGAACGCGAGCGUGCACUGCGCGAAAAGGAGGCCGAGCUCCGUCGGAUGCAGGAGAUGCUGGAACAGAUGCAGCGUCAGAUGCAGCUUCAGGCUGCCGCCAACACCUCCGCAUAGUGUAUGACCGCCGCACAGCUGAAUGUGAAUACGACUGUUCAGCUGGCGGGGGCGUGUGACGUCGUCAACACCAUAUUGCACGCCAUACCAUACUGCGUUACUAAUUUGUAACAUGACAAACGUAUAAUCAACGACACAAGUGUUCUAACGAUUAAAAGUUUAAUAUUCCUUAAUAUAUAUAUAUAUAUUUACUACUGUAAUCGAAUAUAUGGUCUGGUAUAAAGACAGAUAUUAAUCAUACAUUAAACAUUAGUCUAGAGUAAUUAUUUUAAGCAUAGUUCUGUCGUUGACUGUACUUUCCACGCACUAUUUUUUUUUACUCGAUUUACAGCACAAUGUAGGUGCGAGAAGUGUCUUGUAGUGUUUAAGUUAAACGAUUUGUGUCAAUGUUUUUAUCUAGCUUUACACUCGGCUAACAGCUCAACUCCAGGCAACAUGGCUAAAUAGUUUAAAAAAUCUCAGCUCAGCCACACGACCGUUUAAUUUCAUAUAAUAUUAAAUAUUAAUAGUUUUAUUUAAUUAAAAAAAAAAAACCUAAUUCGAGUUGAGCUUAGCUUAGUAACGAACGCAUUUAAAAAUCUUUCCGCUAUAAUUAUAAUUUUUUUUGAUAAUAGAUUAUAAACGUUCCUUCCAUUUACAUGACUAAUAGAAUCUAUACAAUAUCUGUCUGUAGUGUUAGCUUUAAAAAGAAUAUAUCUUCAUCGAAAUACUAUUGAUGUUGUCUAGAUGUAGUUAGACUGUUAUUUGCAAUAAUUUAGCGGAAAUAAUUAUAAACUAUGCAUUCGAAUAUAAUAUGCAUUCGAAUAUUUACU
Messenger RNA from Danaus plexippus (monarch butterfly), 2112 nucleotides. It is a transcript of the gene Septin1, whose product is annotated as septin-1. Gene Ontology annotation, cellular component: septin complex; synaptic vesicle; cell division site. Lineage: Eukaryota; Metazoa; Arthropoda; Insecta; Lepidoptera; Nymphalidae. The transcript is spliced from 11 exons. The coding region runs from base 176 to 1300 and encodes 374 amino acids. Gene Ontology annotation, molecular function: molecular adaptor activity; GTPase activity; GTP binding. Gene Ontology annotation, biological process: regulation of exocytosis; cell division; cytoskeleton-dependent cytokinesis. The record is from RefSeq and is a predicted model, not a curated record.